Closterium sp. NIES-67 is the source of this 455-nucleotide messenger RNA. NCBI's taxonomy places the organism in Eukaryota, Viridiplantae, Streptophyta, Zygnematophyceae, Desmidiales, Closteriaceae. The record is from the annotation of a GenBank genome assembly.
ACGGGGUAUUUGAGCCGACUCAAAAGUCAUCGCAAGGCACUUGUGCAUCUGCAGACUGCCGAGUACCUCAGACAGGGGGGGAGAGGUGGGGGGAAAGAGGAAACAUUAAGGAGAGGAAGAGGAGGAGGAAGAGGAGAAGGAGGAGGAGGAGGAGGAGGAGGAGGAGGAGGAGGAGGAGGAGGAGGAGGAGGAGGAGGAGGAGGAGGAGGAGGAGGAGGAGGAGGAGGAGGAGGAGGAGGAGGAGGAGGAGGAGGAGGAGGAGGAGGAGGAGGAGGAGGAGGAGGAGGAGGAGGAGGAGGAGGAGGAGGAGGAGGAGGAGGAGGGAGGAGGAGGAGGAGGAGGAGGAGGAGGAGGAGGAGGAGGAGGAGGAGGGAGGAGGAGGAGGAGGAGGAGGAGGAGGAGGAGGAGGAGGAGGAGGAGAAAUAACCGUUUCGAUAGCAUAAGGUAAGACUUUU